This is a messenger RNA of Olea europaea var. sylvestris, 1628 nucleotides long. RefSeq lists its product as uncharacterized. Gene Ontology annotation, cellular component: plasma membrane. Gene Ontology annotation, biological process: triglyceride biosynthetic process. The record is from RefSeq and is a predicted model, not a curated record. The transcript has 5 exons. Lineage: Eukaryota; Viridiplantae; Streptophyta; Magnoliopsida; Lamiales; Oleaceae. Gene Ontology annotation, molecular function: long-chain-alcohol O-fatty-acyltransferase activity; diacylglycerol O-acyltransferase activity. The coding region runs from base 588 to 1412 and encodes 274 amino acids.
UUGGAGGAUGAACAUCCAAAAUACUAUGGAGUUUGAACAGGAAGAAGUACUAGAACCAAUGAGUCCUGGUGCUCAAUAUCUGAAGAGCUCAGCGUUAUCACUAUAUAUUGUAGGUGUUAUGGAACUAGAAAUACCAAUUGAUGAGUCCAUUUACAUGCCAUUCCUCAGAGAAUUAUUCAUACCCAUAAAUCAUCGCUUUUCCUCAAUCAUGGUUUUCAAGGAGAGAGGAGAAAAGAAAUGGAAAAGGGUGGAGGUAAAUCUAAAAGAUCAUGUAAAUGUACCAGUUCUUCCCAGUGGCUUGUCAACUGAUUAUUACGAUGAAUGUUUUAAUGAGUAUUUAUCAAAACUAGCAUGGGAGCAACUUCCAGAAAGUAGACCUUUGUGGGAAGUCCACAUAUUUAACUACCCAACAAAGCAUGUGGGAAUGUGAUAUUCAAAUUUCACCAUUCACUUGGAGAUGGCUAUUCCAUAAUGGGAGCGCUUCUGUCUUGUCUACAAAGACUUGACAACCCUUCUAUGCCAUUAACAUUCCAUCGCGCCAGUCUAACUCGAAGCCUAAUCGUCACAGCCAUGGUUUUCUGAGGCACAUGAACCGGUUUUUUCCCGGGAUGAUUAACACUGCAUACGAUUUCGGAUUUAAUCUCUUGAAGAGCAGUUUGAUUGAAGACGAUAAAUCUCCUAUCAGAUCUGGGCAUGGGGUUGAGUGUGGACCAUUUUCUAUAACUACAAUUACCCUUUCACUUGAACACAUCAAGCAAAUCAAGACCAAGCUUCAAGUGACGGUUAAUGACGUGAUUACUGGGGCGAUCAUAUUUGGAACCCGAUUAUACAUGCAAAGAGAGAAUCAAGAUUCAAGUAAAGCGAGCAGUACAGCACUUGUACUACUCAACACUAGGGCCAUUGGAGGUUACAAGUCAGUAAGUGAGAUGAUCAAACCUAAUGCAAAAAUGCCAUGGGGUAAUCGUUUUGCAUUCUUGCAUGUUUCUAUUCCCAAAUUGACUGCCUCUGAGUUGAACAAUCCCCUCAAAUUUGUUAACAAAGCCCGCCAAUUUGUCAAGCGGCAAAGAAAUUCUGCAUCAGUUAAUCUGACGCGUCAGUUUCUUGACGCCAUCACAAAAUUUAGAGGUCCUGAGGCAACUGCUCGGUACAUCUACGGCAAAUUAAAUAAUUCCAGCCUGAUGAUAUCAAAUAUGAUUGGGCCGGUGGAACAAAUGGCUUUAGCUAAUAUCCCAAUUAAAGGAUUGUACUUUACAGUGCCUGGAAUACCACAGAGUCUUCAACUAACAAUUGUGAGUUAUGUGGAAAAGCUGAGAAUUGUCAUGUCUGUGGAGAAAGGUUUCAUCGAUCCAAAUAAGUUCAAGUCAUGCAUUGAAUAUGCCUUUGAGGCAAUUUCUAAAGCAGCACUAGAGUGAAGCUCAAACUAUAUUGUAGCCUUAAAAUAAUUUCUGCUUUGUUUUAAGUUCAUUUAGAAUUUGAUCGGAUACUAAAAUUUGGAUUGGAUUACUAAAUAACUUAAGGUUGUGUCUUAUUAAUCUCUUCUAGUAUUUGUUUGAUUACAAAUAUAUGUCGAUAUUAUCCACUUUCUCCAUGCCCUCUAUUGAAAUGUCUAAAAGGAAUUUACUCUUUCA